GACAAUGAAGAGAUGCAGAAAUUGCGAAUGGCCACUUCACCAUUAUCACAACUACUACUAUCUCUGAUUCUCCUCCAGAAUUUUCACCAUUCACAUUCCUUCUCCCUCUCCGUUGAGAACCACAAUGAAGACGUCAUAGUUUCAUCACCCAAUGCCACAUUCACCGCAGGUUUUUACCCCGUCGGUGAAAACGCUUUCUGCUUCGCAAUAUGGUACACCCGGCCACCUCGUACCGUCGUUUGGAUGGCCAACCGGGACCAGCCGGUAAACGGAAAACGCUCCACGCUCUCCCUUCUCGGAACCGGUAACCUCGAACUAACCGAUGCCGGUCAGUUCAUCGUGUGGUCCACAAACACCGCCACCCCAUCGAAACAAAACCCCCGGUUACAUUUGUACGACACCGGCAACCUCGUACUAAUAGCAAUCCUCGACAACUCCGAAGAUCAUGUUUUGUGGCAAAGCUUCGAUUUUCCGACGGACACGCUUCUUCCUAACCAACCUCUGAGCAAGAGCACCAACCUCGUUUCAUCGAGAAGUGGGACCAACUAUUCCUCCGGUCACUACAAGCUCUUCUUCGACUUCGAGAAUGUUCUGCGUCUCAUGUACCAGGGUCCUCGAGUUUCGAGUGUUUACUGGCCUUACGCUUGGCUUCAGAGCAAUAACUUCGGUAAUGGGAAUGGUAGAUCCACUUUCAAUGAUAGCAGGGUUGUUGUGCUGGACGAUUUCGGCAAACUGGUUUCUUCUGAUAACUUCACUUUCACUACAAUUGAUAGCGGAACGGUGGUGCUUCGACGAAGAUUGACCCUCGAUCACGACGGAAAUGCGAGGGUGUAUAGCAUCAGAGACGGAGAAGAUAAUUGGAAGGUGACGGGAAUAUUCCGGCCACAGCCUUGUUUUAUUCACGGGAUUUGUGGACCCAAUAGUUAUUGCAGUAAUAAACCAACUACUGGAAGAACGUGUUCCUGCCUUCCAGGAUAUAGAUGGGUUGAUAGUCAAGACUGGUCUCAAGGUUGUGAAUCAAGUUUCCAGCUUUGGUGCAACAACACUGAGAAAGAGUCUCACUUCCUACGCUUACCUGAAUUUGAUUUUUACGGAUACGACUAUGGCUAUUAUCCAAACCACACGUACGAACAAUGUGUGAAUCUGUGCUUGGAGUUGUGCGAAUGCAAAGGGUUUCAACACAGCUUCUCAGAGAAAAGUGACUCUACUAGUCAGUGCUACCUGAAGACACAGUUGCUAAAUGGCCAUCAUUCACCUGGUUUUAAGGGAUCAUUCAGCCUGCGACUUCCUUUGUCUCAUGACUAUGAUGAGAAGGCCAUCCUAAAUAAUGACAAUGGCUUGGUUUGUGAGGGAAAUAGUGGAGGAGCGAAAGAACUAGAGAGACCGUAUGUGGAAGAAAAAGAAAAUGGAUCGGUGAAGUUCAUGCUGUGGUUUGCAACUGCCUUGGGAGGAAUUGAGAUCGUGUGCUUCUUUUUGGUGUGGUGUUUCUUGUUUAGGAAUAAUGCUGACAAACAAGCCUAUGUUCUUGCAGCUGAAACAGGGUUUAGGAAAUUCAGUUAUUCUGAACUGAAACAAGCCACCAAAGGUUUCUCUCAAGAGAUUGGAAGGGGUGCUGGAGGUAUUGUGUAUAAGGGUGUCUUGUCUGACGAUCAAGUUGUGGCGAUAAAGCGACUACAUGAAGUUGUGAACCAAGGAGAAAGUGAGUUCCUGGCUGAAGUAAGCAUAAUUGGAAGGCUUAAUCACAUGAACUUAAUUGGCAUGUUGGGGUAUUGUGCAGAGGGAAAGUAUAGAUUGUUGGUUUAUGAGUACAUGGAGAAUGGUUCUUUAGCUCAGAACCUUUCAUCGAGUUCAAAUGUACUUGACUGGAAUAAGAGGUAUAACAUUGCUCUGGGAACAGCAAGGGGUCUGGCUUACUUGCAUGAAGAAUGCUUGGAAUGGGUUUUGCAUUGUGAUAUUAAGCCACAAAAUAUACUUCUGGACUCUGAUUACCAACCCAAGGUAGCAGAUUUUGGCUUGUCUAAGCUACUUAACCGGAACAACCUCGACAAUUCAACCUUCUCAAGGAUAAGAGGAACAAGAGGUUACAUGGCACCGGAAUGGGUUUUCAACUUGCCAAUCACUUCCAAGGUGGAUGUUUACAGCUAUGGAAUUGUUGUGUUGGAGAUGAUAACAGGAAGGAGCCCAACAACAGGUGUCCAAAUCACAGAAUUAGAAGCAAAGUCGCCUCAUCAUGGGAGGUUGGUGACAUGGGUGAGGGAGAAAAGGAAGAAAGGAUCAGAAAUGGGAUCAUCUUGGGUGGAUCAAAUCGUUGACCCUGCUUUGGGAUCAGACUAUGACAUGAAUAAGAUGGAGAUGUUGGCAACGAUGGCUUUGGAAUGUGUAGAGGAAGAGAAAGACGUGAGACCUAGCAUGAGUCAUGUUGCUGAGAGGCUCCAAAGUCAUGAACAUGAUUCUUGAUGGUUUGAACAAAGAGUAGUCAUAUGUCCCGUGUUUGUGACUUCCCUUGUUUAUCAUCAAUGGUUCAUGUUCCUCUUAUUUUUUGGUUGGUUUGGUCUAUGACAUGAAUAAAAUGGAGAUAUUGGCAACCGUGGCUUUGGAAUGUGUAGAGGAAAAGAAAGACAUGAGACCCAGCAUGAAUCAUGUUGUUGAGAGGCUCCAAAGUCAUGAACACAAUUCUUGAUGGUUUGAACAAAAAAUAGCCAUCUCUCCCAUGGCUGUAACUUCCCAUGUUUAUCAUCCACGGUUCCAGCUCCUCUAAUUUUUUGUUUGGUUUCGUCUAUCACACAUUAUUUGUUUGUGCCUUGUGGAAAAUUUUCAAUUGGUGUGCAGUUUAAUGCUGCUGUUGUAUCAGAUUCUUGUGUUUGGCAACCUAUGUUUGUUACAGUUGCAGGAAUUAUUCACUACUAGUACACCCCUUGUUUUACAAUA
Molecule: messenger RNA, 2928 nt
Organism: Glycine soja
Lineage: Eukaryota; Viridiplantae; Streptophyta; Magnoliopsida; Fabales; Fabaceae
Product: putative receptor protein kinase ZmPK1
Exons: 2
Coding region: 13-2457 (814 amino acids)
Biological process (GO): protein phosphorylation; recognition of pollen
Molecular function (GO): ATP binding; protein serine/threonine kinase activity
Source: RefSeq, a predicted model, not a curated record